Molecule: messenger RNA, 4951 nt
Organism: Mercenaria mercenaria
Lineage: Eukaryota; Metazoa; Mollusca; Bivalvia; Venerida; Veneridae
Exons: 5
Coding region: 233-694 (153 amino acids)
Source: RefSeq, a predicted model, not a curated record
ACGAUAUUGUGAUGGCUUCCUUUCAUACUAUAAAACCAGCUUUAAACAGACGGUAUUUUUAACCAAAUCCGGAUUAUACAACUUGUAUUCUGUGGUUUAAUACAGUGCGAAGGACUAAAUAUAGAGGGAAAUAAUUAGUGAGCAUUUUCACCCUAGUAAUUAUUACUUACUGCACGUGCGUAGCGUUGGGCUAAUAAUGGUUGCCUAAGAUUGGUACCGUUUCUGCUCCGUCAUGGUGACUCUAAGUGCGAUCCUACAGGCUCCGGUCCAGGCGCUGUUGAGACCCUCCAUGUGGCUGCCUUUUGUUCGUCCCCUUCACAGUUACAAAGAAACAUGGGAAAUAGACUGCCCGAAGUCCGAAUUUGUUUCGUCACUCUUGUCGGCGGUGCACUCUGUCAUGGAACAGGAAGACAACACAGAAUUCUGGGAUAUCCACAAGGUGGUUGAAGACGGGACGUUUGUGCGAAUAUUCGCAUUUACUCGUGCAGAAUGGCUCGACGUGAUCGAGAUAACUUAUAGAGACGGACAAUAUGAGGCGCAUUCGUUUUCAUCAGGCGUCAUUCCUCUAGUUGUCCCAUUCGCGUGCAUUUGUAAUUUGGUAUUAUUUUGUGCGCCGUUUCUGGACAUGGGAUUAAACAAAAAGCGCUUACAACGUAUAAGAGAAGCAAUGUCGGUUAGUGUCACAGUGGUUUAAUUACUUUAAGCUGCAAGACUAAAAUGCCUCUCAAAGUGAAAAAAAACGACUCCAUUUAGUGUUUACCGUAUGUUUUAAAUAAAUCACAUUCCAGACAUUAUCAAAAUCUGUUUAAAGUGUAUGAAGAGUUUGUGCUGACUUAUAAAUUUAGAGUUGUAUUUGAAAAAAAAGGAGGAAACAAUCAUAAAAAAUAAGCAAAUACGUGUAUGCGCUAUGGUAUGAUACAGUACAGCCUCUAUAAACAACAGCUCAGAAGAACAAGUAGUUCCGUGUACAGCCAAUUAUAUUCUUCCACACAAGACCAGUUUCUAAUUAAAUCAUAACCCUUUCAGAGAAAUAGCCUCUAACCAGCAAAAAAAGUACCUACCGCUUGCGAUGUUGCUCAAACAGACUGCACUUGCAAAGAACUAUUAUAUAGCAGAACAUGUCUCCCAACACUUCUGGGCAACGAGUAACUGAACUGUGUGUUAGACGUGAGUCGUGAAAGUUUAUGGUUACAUGUUUCACCAGUAAAAGUCGCAGUUAAGAUAGAUAUAUUAUCAAGAAAAGAAUAGUAGACAGUUGGCUAACUGGGAAAAGAGGCCUGGUUAACAAAUCCGUAGGCAUUUUUUAGUACAAUAUGGUAUCAUACCUUAAAACGUUCGUUAUUCUUUCUCCUAUUCAGCCAGGGUGGAUACCAGGCUCAAAAAUCCAUUUUAAUUUUUUUUUGUGAGGCCCCAAACGGGGACAAUUAGUUUUUUCUCAAUUUUAAGGGAUAUUAAAGAAAAUUUUCAUUUUUAUCAUUAUUCGAUGAAAUCUGUAUCUGUUUUAGAUUAAAUGUAUUGUAAUAUGAAUAAAUAUGUACAUCACACUAAUUAUUUUAAAAUUUGAGGCCCAUUACAGGGUUUUUAAAAAAAUAUUUUGAAAUUUUGAUACGAAACGCAUAAUUUUGAAGUAUAUUGUUUUUACUCUAUUUGUGAAAUCUCUACGAUAGUAAGGUUGAGCAUUUAAGGUUCAGGUGUGUAACAGGCAUUCUAAUACACAAAAUAAUAAAAAAGGCACCACUGUGGUGUCAUGUUAUUGUAGAAUAAUUGAUAAGCAAAUUUUUAAGUUUGUUGAAAAUGUUUGGUAAAUUGCUCUCUUCCUUCAUAUCAUAUGUUGUAAACCAUAAAAUUUACCAGUAUAUUUUCUUCACUGCAAUUUAAUAUUUGUUCUUAGGUAUUUACCACUCACUCCACUAAAAAAACAAUUUUGAGGCUCCAAAGGGGUUUAAGUUACUCACAUUUCAUGAUAAUUUAGAUUAAUAAGUAGUUAUUAGUUAAUAGAAUCAUUGCUGAAAUAUAAUUAGCAUAAUUAUAUGAUUCACCAUUUUAUAUGUAUGAUGGUAUUCACAUCUCUUUAAUAGGAUGUAAGUGAAACUUUAACUAAUAUGCCAUAGUAUAAAUAUUGCUCAAAGACCAGAUUAAUCUUAAAUGUGUGCCCUCUUGAUAUGCUAGUAGCAAGUCUAUAAUUAUAUUCAUGAGCAAUGUCACCUAUACCGGUUUCUUUAUUCGUCUGAUUUCUUGUAACAUUGGAAUAUACCCCAUACAACAAUCAGAUCACUUGAUUCAGCUAGCCAGAGAGACAAGUCAAAGACAUUUUUAACUAAUUUGGUAUCAGCGGAGCAGUUGUCAAGUAUUUAGGUUUCCGCUGCUCAAUCUGGAGGUCAGCAUUUCAUGUACCACAUGACACCAGUACUAGUGUGUGUCCACUUCAGUAAAUGUCAUAAUGACACUGCACAGCUGAUAGUUACAUUUUAUUAUUUUAAGUAUUUCAUUACCUGAAAAGGAUCACUGAUGUUCAUGUGAACAUGUAGCGCCUAUUUUCCCAACCAGCUACGUUUUUUUGGUAGGUGGUGUUUAAGAAGUAGUCACAAAGGGGCUAGAAAAUUCUAAUAUUUUCAAAAAUGAUGUAAUCAUUAGUAUUUUGUGUAAUUUCGUGCCUUGCAGAUUGUAGAUAUCGGCUCUUCUUUGUCCUCAUAUACUCGCCUCUAUUCAUGCUAUAGGAACAAGAAUGUCCAGAACCUGUGAACUCUGUUUGUUUACAAUUUUGAUAAUAGAUUAAGUAUGUAUAUUUUGUUGUUCGUUAUUAACGAUAGUUAUACUUGUAAGGAUUCCUGAGAGUAAGCAUUUUUAUGUACAAAUGACUGCAUGCAACGAUUUUCCUGGCACCUUAGUGAUGGUCAGGUCUAGAUUCCAACCUGAGGGUCCUCCAUGUAGUUUCAGCUCAACAUUAAAAAAUUGUUAAUGAUAAUUUUUUCAGUUCUAGGCUUAUUAUGCUCUAGAAGCCUAUUUUGCUCAGGUUAAAAGAACUGAGUACAUGUCUUAAUAGUUGUUAGGCUUACUUUGUAUCUAAAUUUACAGAAACAUUUCGUAUUGUACAUACUUUGCCAUUACGUCUUAUAUUUAAACUGUUAUGCAGCUCUGAAAAGUUGGAAGGAUUAGGAGACAGGUUUACUUCACUUUUUACUGGUUUAAUUUCCAAGUUGUGUUUUUGCAACUGACAGUUCCAAAUCUGUGCUCCACUUUUUGCCUUUGUGUGUCCAUAUCUUUCUCGUUGCCUAUAUAUUUUACUUUGUUCAUGUAUAUUAGGUGUAAAAGUUAACCAUGCACACAUCCAUACAAUCACUGAUAUGGGGUUCUUGUUUGAUGGGGGAUCUUCUUUCUCCGAAUGUAGUUUUUCUUAAUGAAUAUUUGUCCUUGCAGUUUUUUUUUGUCUAGCCUUGUGCUUUGAAAAUACUCUCAAAAAGGAAAAAUGCAACACCAUUCUUUAGGACAGUCUAAGCAUGACUUGUGUUACAUGAGCAUAUGGCGCCUGUGUUGUAAUUCAUUUCACUACCACCUUAGAAACUCAUAUUAAUAACAUUUCGAUAUACAGAAAUUCGAUCAUCAGUAAGGAAUGACGUACCAAAUAUCCGUAAAAGUCUUGAUACUGUUAAAUGAUUAAUAAAUUGACCAAGAGUUUAAGUUUGGUAAGUUUGAAGUUUUUACCUUGCGAAACACGUUUGUGUGAUGUAGACCUGAUUACAAAGUUUUACGUGUAAUGUCACACGAGGUUUUCUACAUUGUAGUAGUUUUAUUACAUAUGGUGACUCCACCAUUUCAUAACAACUGAAUGUCAAUUGGUCUUAUGGCAUACUACUGCUUCAACAAAAUAUUUUUGAAAAAUGUCUGUUCUGGCCAUGGAUAAAGUCUGAUAACGAUUCUAAUAACAACAGCUGCCCAAAAGCCUUGCGCUUGACUAUUCAACAACUUCUAAGUUUAACAAGGACCAUGGCUGGGCAAGACUUACAAAACAAUUGGUUACUUCAGGUUUGAUGACCGGAAGCACUAUGUGAAAUUUUAAUCAAAUGCAUGAGGUUUCUGAAAUACACAUUUUUAGGUACAUGCUAAACUUUUACCAAAUAUUCUAGGUUGAAAUCAUAUUUUGUAUUAAACUCAGUCAAGAUUAUUUUUAUUCCAAAAGGUUCGAUGACACAAAAGCCUUAUGUAAAGUUUUAAUCCAACACAUAUAUUGGUUGCUAAGAUAUGAACUUACAUGCAAAACUAAAUAGUCUUAUCCAAGGUGAGGAUGUCAACAAAGGCGACACGAACACCAGAGUGAACAGAAUAGCUAUCACUAUUCUUCAAAUGAGCUGGAAUUUUGAAAAUUUUGGUAAAUUUAUAUGUGUAUAUCAAUGUACACCAAAUAUUUACACACAAUAUUUUGCAAAAAAAUGAAAUAUUUGCCAGAAAGUGAUAUUGCGUGUUUACUUUUUUUGAGUGUAUAUAUCAGUUAAGUAUUCAAUAUUUGAGCAAUUUGACUAUAUGUGUCUCAAAAGUUAGUACCAAUUAAACCGAUAUUUUACUCACUCUUAUUGUAGUAACAAUUAAAUGAAAAUAAGGAAAUGAAAUGCAGCGAAGUAACAUGUAUUUGAAUAUAUUGGCUCUACAAUUUCAUGAAAUUCUCACAGUUACUUAUUCUAUAUCUGUAUCAAAGUGUUUUGCGAAAGUCUCGGUUUUAGUGUUCUCAGACCUCAAUAGAAAGUGAUGCUGCAAUAAUAAAUAUAAUAAAAUUACUUUACACAAUAAGUUUUAGUAGUUAAUGUUUUAAGACUGCGUGAGUAUAUCCACACACUUCACUGAAUGUUACGAUGAUGACAAAAAUGAUAUGCAGCAUGUCCAGUUAAAAUUGUUCAUUUUGAGUGUAACUCCUUUUAGGGCCUCUUGAACUAUACAUGGAAUUUCAAAGAAAAUGUAA